GAAACGUGAUUGGUGUUUGGUCUUUAUAAACUUCACUACCCAGAGUUCCCUUCGGCGCUGCGUCAUGAGGUCAAGCUAACAUUGUUGUCGUUGGAGACGGCGCAGGCUGAAGCGGGAAGAGAGAAAUAAACGCUGAAACCAGUAAAGAAAAGUUACCCGAAGCGCUCCCACCGCGUCAGAAAAGAAGGAAAUAUGUUCAUUUUUAUAAAAACAUGAAUCAGAAACAUUAUCAUUUGGUGGGCUAACAGGAGAAUGAGCUUUUCCCCCGCUUCUUCUAUUGACCGGCUGUUUGUUUGCUAGCUAAAAGUCAACAGGUUGACUGUUGAUUUGCAGCAUCUUUCAAUGGCCUCAACAGGUUGGCAGCAUCCUUACGUGAACAUUUUCAAACAUGUUAAAGUUGAGAAAUGGAGAAGGUCGGCCAAAGCUGGAGAUGUGUCGUCUGCUAUGGACCGGACUCUGAGGUGUCCGGUGUUUUCUAUCAAAGGUCCAGUUCCCACUAACAGCUACAUCCUGGUUCCCAAAAGCAGCCACCAGUCUCUGGGCCUGACCGGUCGAUACUUCUACCUUCUGUUCAGACCCACGCCUGGAAAAUACUUCAUGGUCCACCUGGACGUCGCCGUGGAGGAGGGCCAGGUGGUCCGGAUCUCCUUUUCCAACAUGUUCAAGGAGUUCAAGUCCACAGCUACUUGGCUCCAGUUUCCCUUCCUUUGUGGAGCUGCGAAGGAUUCGGUUUACGAAAAAACCUCGAGAUCAGCGAGGCAAGGUCUGGUGGGUCCGGCUCCGGACUCGGUGCGUUGGACCUGCCUGAUGAUCGACCUGUGCUUCACGCUCACCUUCUACCUCAACCGGCACCACGCUCACCUGAAGAGCGUCAAGCUCUGCGCCAACAUGGCCGUGAAAAACAUGUUCACCAGCGACCUGCUGCUGGACCCAGCAGUGACCUUCAGUGAGGCGAAGCUCCGAGGUCUGUCCGCCUGCCGGGGAACGGGUCCGAUUCCCAGAGAGAUGUCCUUCCCGGUGCCGAAAGGAGGCUCCUGGAAUGACUUUUACGAUCACGUCAAGUUUCCCUCUGAUGGGACUAAACUUCCCUUUGACUCCAUUCAGAAACCGGAUCCAGAGGCUGGAAGACCUUCAGACGAGACUGACGAGCCUCGCUCCGCCAGAAUCAGCGGCCCGGUUCAACACCGAGGUUCUCCCUGUCAGCUGAUCGCCGCCUCCAGACUCCUCCCGAGGAACCGAACGUCUGUGGCGUCCAGCGUUCCCGAGUUGAGUCCGUCUGACGCGACGGAGGCAGGAGUUCAUGUGUACGCGCAUCCGCAAGACGCUCUCAGCACGCACGGAGACAGCAGCGGAGACGAGGUGUUUGGCUCCUCAGUGUCGCUUCCUGUGGCCUCGUUCAAAGAGAGCAAGCAGCAGCUCCUGCCCGACCCGAUCCUGCAGCUCAGCCGGAUCAUCGGCUUCGGAGGAGCCACCACCAGAUAUGCCCUGUGGACCAAAUCAGGGGAGGAAGUGGUUUAUCCGUGCCACGCGAUCAUCGUUUCUAUGAAGAUCCUGUCCAGCGAGCAAAGAUUCUUCAUCGGCCACACAGAUAAGAUUUCUGCGCUGACCUUUAACGGCAGUACGACCCUGCUGGCGUCGGCCCAGAGCGGCAGCAACAGCGUGGUGCGGCUGUGGGACUACAGCGGAGGAAGCUGCCUGUCCAUGUUCAGGGCUCACUCUCAUUCUCUGUCCUGUCUCAGUUUCUCCUCUGGGGGCGGCAUCCUCUGUGGCGUGGGGAAGGACAGACACAACAAAACGAUGGUGGUGGUGUGGAACACGCUAAACGCUGCUAAAGGCGGGGAGGGAACCAUCUUGGCCAAAGCGCACACAGAUGUGGACAUCGUCACCAUGAAGGUCACUUCCUUCGAUGAGACGAGGAUGGUGUCGUGCGGCCGAGAGAACGUCCGUCUGUGGCGGGUCCGGAACGGCUCGCUGCGGUCCUGCCCGGUCUACCUGGGAGAGUUUCACUCCCUGGACUUCACUGACGUGGCGUUCCAGGAGGGCGGCGCCGCUGACCAGCAGCUCGACGACCGAACGCUAUUCGCCAGCACGCAGAGCGGCCAUGUUUUGGAGAUCGACUACAGCAGAGUGACGGUUAAAAACGUGAGGCGGUUGAUGCCUGCACAGCAGCGGCAUGCAGAACGCAGGGAGAAAUGGACGUUCAACACCGGUCCAGGGAUUCCCAUCAACAGCAUCAGCGUGUCUUCGUCGUUCUGCGCCACCGGCACCGAGGACGGCUUCCUGCGGCUCUGGACCCUCGAUUUCUCUGCAGUCAUUUUGGAGGCGGAGCACGAAGGCCCGGUGGCCGUGGUGUCGGUGUCGUCCGACAGCCUGCAGGUUCUGGCCGCCACCUUCACCGGAAACCUGGGCUACCUCGACGUGAGCAGCCGCGGCUACAGCACCCUGAUGAGGUCGCACACCGACGACGUGCUGGGCUUCAGCGUGGACGGCAUCCGGCGCCACCUGACCACCGCCUCGGCUGACGGGACGCUGCGCGUCUGGCACAUGGAUUCCUUACAGCAGUUGUAUGAUUUCGCGUCGAUGGACAAACCGUGCUCCGUGGCGUUUCAUCCACACGAGCCGACCUUCGCCUGCGGCUUCUGCUCCGGAACCGUCAGAGUGUUUGACAUUUCCAGCGCCAGGCUGCUGGCCGAGCACAAGCAGCACCGAGGGGAGGUCAUCGGUCUGGCCUUCUCCUCAGACGGAGACCUGAUGUUCAGCGCCGACUCUGACGGCUCUCUGGUGCUUCAUGACGUCUCGGAGGAGGAGCACAGCGUGGUCAGAGUGGCAUGCAGCGUUGUGGCCCGAGGCACUGAGCGCGCUCCGGACGCUCUGGCGGUCAGCGGCGACAGCAGCCGGCUGGCGUUCGUCGGUCCGACGCCGCACGUCAUCACCGUCGCUGACGCUCGCUCUCUGGACGAGCUGCUGCAUGUGGACGUCAGCGUUUUGGACGUGGAAAGCUCCGAGCUGGAUUCAGCGCUGAAGGUCCGCUUCUCUCCGCCCUCCGCCGAACAUUUACUUGUCGCUACGUCUGCUAACAAAAUCCUGUGGAUCAGCACCAAGACGGGCCGUCUGCUCAGACAGGUGUCCGGCGUCCAUAAGCGUCCCUGUUCCUCUCUGGCUGUGAGCGAAGACGGACGCUUCCUCCUCACGUCUGGACACAACACUGUGAAAGUGUGGGACUACAAGCGGACAAACCAAGUUAACCCACAGAUGUACAUCGGCCACAGCCAGCCGAUCCGCCAGGUCAGCUUCACCCCCGACCAGCUCGGGGUCGUCUCCGUGGGAGACGCCAUAUUCCUCUGGGACUUCCUGGCAGAGCCUGAUGAAUGUGUAAUGGGCAGCAGAUCCCAGUUCAAAGCUAGCUACAACAUUCCUCUGCCAGCAGACGGUGAAGUGAACGCAGCACAGCUGUCCAAUGGGAUGCCUCGGCAGGCGGUGCCGCUCCCCUCCUCGCAGCACCAGCUGGACGUUAGCGCCAUGGACCCAGAGAUUCAGGGAGGUUUGGUUCACCUGUCGGUUUGUGACGACGACCCAGCAAAACCAGUCCAACCCACUGGUCCCAGUCAGAGCCCCGACCACAGACCUGUCGUCUCCUUUCUCAAAGUCACUGACUUGGACAGCACUUCUCCCGAGGAAACAGACCAACUGGAAACCAUGGAGUUGAGUCAGAACAAACCGGACCGUCCAAACUGCUAUAAGCACUUCAUUCCCCGUUUGAAGACCUCGUCUCUGGAUCAGUCGGUUUCAGCUUCUCGACCUCAAGAUGAAGGCCUAAAGCUGAAAGCAGUGAUUGGCUACAACGGCAACGGCCGAGGCAACAUGGGCUGGAGCCCCGAUCAAGGUUUGUUUGCGUACUCUUGUGGCGCCGUGGUGGUGCUGGAGCAUCUCCACACGGGAACCCAGAGUCACCUGCAGGGCCACAGCGAGGAAAUCUCCUGCCUGGCCAUCUCUAAUGACGCUCAGACGUUGGCGUCGGCCGCUGGCAGCAGCAGGAGCCUCAUUUCCAUCUGGGACGUUCAGAGCGCAGCCUGCCGUGGAACCGCCUCCCACCACCAGGGGGCGGUGCAGAGCCUGGCCUUCUCCAGAGACGACCUCUUCUUCCUCUCUGUUGGAGAUUUCUGGGAUCCGGUUCUGGCGCUGUGGAGUUCGGAGUCGGUCCAGUUGCUCUGCAGUGUCAGCAUGUCUGCGCCGAUCCAUGACGCGGCCUUCAGCCCCACAGCAGCCAGGCAGUUGGCCUGCGUGGGCAGCGAAGGGAUCCACCUCUGCCUCAUCCACACACGCUCCUCAAACGCCGACGUCAAGGUGUCAAGGUGCAGUGUGGCGCCGCCGCCAGAGGUGGGCGACGUGGAGCUGACUGCUCUCUGCUACCACAUGGACUCCUUCCUGCUAACCAGCACCUCCGGCGGACAUGUCUGUGCGUGGGACGUAAACAAGCAGUGCUGCUUCAUGGUCUGGAGAGCAGAUGAGGGAGAGAUUGGAGUUCUGGUUUGUCGAGAGAAUCGCCUGCUGACGGGCGGCGCCACCGGCCGCCUGCAGUUAUGGCAGAUUGAAGCGGUUCAGGGGAUGAAGUCUGCUGAGACGACCUGCAGCAUAAAAGACAUGACCCUGAGUGUGUCGAAGGUCGUGGUGGAGCAGGAGGUCGUCCUGGACGGGAAGCUGGUCAGCGCGGCCUUCGAUAACUUCAUGGACAUGGGCAUCGUUGGCACCACGGCGGGAACACUCUGGUACAUCAACUGGUCAGACAGCAGCAUCAUCCGGCUGGUCAGCGGACACAGGGCAAAGGUCAACGACGUUGUCUUCAGCCGUGAUGAGAGCCGCUUCGCCACCUGCAGCCAGGAUGGCAGCGUGAGGGUUUGGUCGACCGGCAGCUUCGAGCUGGUGGUCCAGUUCCAGGUCAUCAACCAGGCUUGCGGCUGUCUGUGCUGGAGUCCGUCGUCCAGCAGCGACGGAUUGCGGAUCGCUGCCGGCUACGGCGACGGGACGCUCCGGAUCUUCCAGCUGGCCUCCACUGAGAUGGAGAUGAAGCUGCGUCCUCAUCAGGACGCCAUCACCGCCAUCACUUACUCCGCCAGCGGUCAUGUGAUCCUCUCAGCAGGAAGUAAGGGUCUGGUCGCCGUCAGCAGCCCAAUCAGUGGAGCAACGAUUCGAGUCAUCAGGGAUCAUAAAGGAGCAGCGAUCAACUCGAUCCAGAGCGUCAGCGAACAGUGUAAGCGAUUUGGACUGGAAGGAAAUGAGAUGUUUCUGGUGUCCGGCGCCGACAGACGGGUCAGCGUUUGGGCCGCCAACUGGUCCAAGGAGAAGUGUGACCUGCUGGACUGGCUGUCGUUUCCCGCUCCGCCCAGCUCUGAGGUUCGGCUCCUGGAGGACAGUUUGCCGCCCAGCCUGGCUGCUUUCUACCCUGCAGACCCCAGCCUGGUGCUCUACACCGGCUUCGGCCUGGAGAAAGAGCUGUCCUUCUACAGCCUGACCAAAAAACAAAUCAUUAAGAAGAUUUCGCUGACCCACUGGGCCACGUGCAUUAGCCUGUCUCCCAGGGGUCACCUGCUGGCUGUGGGGGCCAAAGAGCGGGUCCUGAAGCUGAUCAAGGCGACCAGCGGACGGUUCCAGGACUUCCUGCAGCACAGCGACGCUCUGCAGACGUGCCGCUUCUCGCCGUCCGGGUCACUUCUCUUCUCCGUCGCGUACGACGAGGUUCUGCUCUGGGAAGUGCCGGGCCUCUGACCCAACCUCUGUUUCUGUAGAUUUAUUUAUCCGUUUAUUGUUCCGGUUUUUAUUGUUCCACAGACUUUUUAUGAAUCUAAAUUAGAUUUUUAUGUGUAUAGUUUAAAAAUAAAACUUUUUUAUGGGAGA
Messenger RNA from Poecilia latipinna (sailfin molly), 5892 nucleotides. RefSeq names its product WD repeat domain 90 (gene wdr90). NCBI's taxonomy places the organism in Eukaryota, Metazoa, Chordata, Actinopteri, Cyprinodontiformes, Poeciliidae. The coding region runs from base 343 to 5763 and encodes 1806 amino acids. Gene Ontology annotation, cellular component: centriole. The record is from RefSeq and is a predicted model, not a curated record. Gene Ontology annotation, molecular function: protein binding. The transcript is spliced from 42 exons.